AUGUUUGUUUCAAAAACCUUGUUGCCGCAACAAUCCUUGACACUCCCAGUCUCCAAAUAUCUUCGUCUCGCACUUCUUGUCAUUCUUCUUCUCACUCUAGGCUCUAUCAUUGCUAGUUUCUUUAUUCGAGAAGGUCAUCAUCACAAAACCAAAUCUUCAUCUACGUCUUCAUUAGGAGAUGUGACAUUCUCGCUAGAAUCCAAUCAAUUCAUCAUCAAUCCCAUCAUCAAUGGAACCAAAGGAAAGUGUCCACUACUCCGUACUCCAUCUGACCAUGAAUUUCCAUCCGAGUUCUUUGAUUCGUUUUGGAAACGACCACAACACGAAUACGAUGGACGAGGAUUUAAAUUAUUUAAAAAAUCGAAACAUGUGAAAAUUGUGAAAAGUUUGGAACUGAGUGCACAGGAUGUUUAUUAUUAUGCAAAUUUAGUUCCGUAUAAAUUGAGUGAAAAGACGGAAAGUGAAAUUUGUAAACCAGCAGCGAAUGAUCAUGAUGCUCAGUGGAGAAGACCCUAUUUAAUUGACAUGACCGACAAGUGUAAGGAAUCUUCGAAAAGACAAUUUAGAGAAGGAACUUUUUGUGCGAAGAUUGAGCAAAAAGCUUGGAUCGUAGAAAUUGAAUGUGCAUGGGUGGACGAGUCAAGUUUUCAUCAUGAUGUCUCAUGGGCCACAUUCACCGAUGAAGGCAUUAUCGCUCAAGUCCAACUCGGUUACGGAUGGAAACCAACCAUUCAAAAGUAUUUUCGAGUGAGACAUUUUGAAAAAUUGGCCAAUCCAGGAUGCAGUGUUUUACCAUAUGCAAAUGGUCACAUGCCAGUGGAGAUUCUUCCGAGAAUGGUUCGAUUAUGGAAUGAAUUGCCAUUGGAUAUUCCAUUAAUUUGGCCAAAUAAUCCUGUGGCUGAAAGAUAUUUACGAAUUAUGGAAGAAUUGCAAGUCAUUGUUGGAAAACGAUAUCUAGUCACUCAAGAAUUGAAAACUGUCAUGAGAGCAAACAAAUUAUAUCUCUAUCAUGCAGAUGAUGACAAUUUUCCACACAUGAAUGCUCUCGAAUACCAAUAUCUAAACUCGAGAAUUACACAAGGCAUGCAUAACAAAUUCCCAAAUUUAUUGUCUUUGAAAAAGAAGAAAAUUAUAACUUUAAUUGAUCGACGAGCUCAGACACGAAAUUUGCAAGAUCAUGCCUCCGUGUUAUUGGCAUUGAAAAAGGAAUUUCCAGAUUGUGAAGUACGAGAAUAUGUGAUUGGAUCAGCAAAGGACGCCAAUGAGUUUAUUCGAACUACUGCCAAGAUUUUCUAUGAAACAGAUAUCAUGAUUUCACCUCAUGGAGCGUCUCUCAGCAAUAUUUUGUUCACACGAGCUGGAACGGGUGUGAUUGAACUCGGUUGGGGAGCUCUUCCACAAGAUUACAUGUGCUUUGCGAGAAAUAUGAAAUUUAAAUACAUGCUUGUGGCUGGAGAGGGUCAUCACGAUUCCUUGUAUUUGAAAAUUUCAGCACAAGAAAUUAUUUAUGCAGUGAAAACGUUAUUGAAUGACAUGAUAUAA
This is a messenger RNA of Naegleria lovaniensis, 1542 nucleotides long. RefSeq lists its product as uncharacterized. The coding region runs from base 1 to 1542 and encodes 513 amino acids. The record is from RefSeq and is a predicted model, not a curated record. Lineage: Eukaryota; Heterolobosea; Eutetramitea; Acrasida; Naegleriidae. Gene Ontology annotation, molecular function: glycosyltransferase activity. The transcript is spliced from 2 exons.